Molecule: messenger RNA, 505 nt
Organism: Aspergillus aculeatinus CBS 121060
Lineage: Eukaryota; Fungi; Ascomycota; Eurotiomycetes; Eurotiales; Aspergillaceae
Exons: 1
Coding region: 87-275 (62 amino acids)
Source: RefSeq, a predicted model, not a curated record
AAUCUCAUUAUCCAGAGUAUGUACAAGCACACACGAAAGAAAACUCUCUUCUAUUCUCCAAGUAGAGUUUGACUUUAGUGGACUGUAUGUACGGAGUACCUACCGGUCUUCUCUUCGUACUCCCUCCCGAAUCUAGGAAUCUAAGUCCGCCGCAAUCGCCGCCAUCAGCGCCGGUCGGAUCUCGGACCAAACACACACAUAACCAGCAGGAAAGACUUGGGAAAAGCACGCACUUUUCGGAUGUCUCUCGUACCCGUCCAGACCUUCGUAGGUAGGAGGGUCUUGAGCCAGCGUAGGCACAGUAGAAUCUGGUGUCUGUUACGGAGUACUGUACUUCGUGCCAGAUUUCGCCGAGGGGAAUUGUGGGCAUCCCAGGGAAACAUGCCCGGGCCAGUUCUUGCUGAACCUCACGCACUCACUCACUCACGUGCUUGCUUGCUGGCUGGCUGGCUUGCUGUGCGGACUUUUAACUAACUUGACUGUCUUACUCAUGCCUGACUCAUGC